AUGCUUCGCCCCCAUUCCGUCAGGCCUAAUGGUCUACUCGCUCUCAUCUCGAAUAUCGCACUUUUUGGAUCCCUCUUACCAGGUGCUGCAGCGCAGGAUGAUGCCACCAAACUCAAAGACUGCCUAAGUAGCUCCUCCAUCUUAGCCUCUUUGGCGACCUUUCCCGAUGCUACGAACUGGGAUACUAUUACCUCCCCAUGGGCACUGCGAUUCAACCCAGAACCAGCCGCAGUUGUUGUUCCCCACAAUCAAGACGACAUCGCUGCUGCGUUGGCAUGCGCCGUAGAUGCGGGUGUCAAGGUCUCACCGCUAAAUGGAGGACAUUCCUAUGGAGCUUAUGGGCUGGGUGGCGUGGAUGGAGCGCUUGUGAUCAACAUGGAGCGCUUCACGGAGACUACAUUCGACGAGGCGACUGGUUUAUUCACCUAUGGCGGUGGAAGCCGAGUUGGGCCAGCUGCAACAUGGCUUUGGGAGAACCACGGGCGUCACUUCCCCCACGUCCGAGCUAAUUGGGUAGGCCUUUCUGGGUCAUCCAUCGGUGGUGGCUUUGGAACCACCAGUCGUUUUCUCGGUAUUCCUAUGGAUAAUCUCGACAGCGUCAAAGUGAUGCUAUACAACGGCACAGUGGUGACUGCUUCCCGCACGGAGAACCCAGACCUGUUCUUCGUUGUUCAAGGCGCAGGCUCUUCCUACGGCAUCAUUCUGUCUCUUACAACACGCACUUGGAAACCAGAGUUCGACAUUGUCACAAACUUCACGAUUUCACUUGGUGCUGUCGACCUUGACACAGGCGCCCAAGCCCUGAUCGAUAUCCAGGAUUGGGCCAUGACUAAAGCACCCGAUACCUUCGCUCUGCGAUGGCAACUGGCAGGCGAAUGGAAUGGCAGUGGGUACUUCUAUGGUAACCCGGACGAGUUUGAUGCUCUCUUCGCAGGCCUGGUCGAACGUCUCCCAAACACUACAACAACCACUGUGCAAACGGCGGAUUUCUGGGCUAUGGAGAACUUUGCCGUCCCACAGAUCAACGGGACUACCGACGCCUUCCCUCCGCGCAGCAUGUACCUGCAAGCACUGGUUCUGCGCAAAGAUCAGCCUUUCACCUUCGAGUCCGCCAAAGCGCUCUACCAGUACACAACACUCGCCUUCAACCGCACCGACCUGACUGAGUUUGGCUUCUUGGACUUAUGGGGUGGCGUGUCUAGGGAUGUUGACGACUCAAAGCAGGCGAUGGCUUACUCCAACAACCAGUGGCUCAUCCGCUGGGAAGGACGUCUUGCUAACGGCCUAACCCAAUGGCCUGCUGACGGCAUUGAGUAUAUGCAAGCUGGUUUCCGACCUUUCCAGGAUCAGCUGAAGAAGGAGGGUGUACCACUAAGGGGCUUUGUGAAUUACAGAGAUACGGAGCUCUCCGUUGACGAAUGGAGCGUGAGGCUAUACGGGGACAACUUUGAGAAGAUGAAGAGGAUCAAGUCGAACCUAGAUCCGCAGGGUAUCUUCACCACGCAUGCGCAGAGUAUUCCAUCGUCCUGA
This is a messenger RNA of Alternaria incomplexa, 1530 nucleotides long. RefSeq lists its product as uncharacterized. Gene Ontology annotation, molecular function: oxidoreductase activity; FAD binding. The transcript has 2 exons. The record is from RefSeq and is a predicted model, not a curated record. Lineage: Eukaryota; Fungi; Ascomycota; Dothideomycetes; Pleosporales; Pleosporaceae. Bases 1 to 1530 code for a protein of 509 amino acids.